Mycena citricolor is the source of this 1371-nucleotide messenger RNA. The record is from the annotation of a GenBank genome assembly. Lineage: Eukaryota; Fungi; Basidiomycota; Agaricomycetes; Agaricales; Mycenaceae.
AUGGGAAUCCGUUCGGUAGCUCUUUUCUCCGAAGCCGACCGCAUGUCGAAACACGUCAUGCUGGCCGACGAAGCGUAUCCCAUCGGCCCGGCUCCGUCGAAAGAAAGUUACCUCGACGUCGAUAAAAUCAUCGAAACAGCUCUGAAAUGCGGUGCGGACGCCGUCCAUCCGGGAUACGGUUUCCUAUCGGAAAACGCCGGAUUCGCACGAAAAUGCGAAGUGGCGGGAAUCACGUUCAUCGGCCCGCGUGCGGAGACGAUCGAACGGAUGGGCGACAAGAUCUCGGCCCGCCGGUCGAUGACGGAAGCCGGCGUGCCCGUGGUGCCCGGCAUCCAGCGCCAACUCGAAUCGGCCACUGAAGCGGAACGGAUCUGCCGAGAAAUCGGCUUGCCGGUCAUUCUGAAAGCGGCUUCCGGCGGCGGCGGCAAGGGUAUGCGCCUGAUCCGGUCGGAAAGCGAAAUCGGCGAGGCGUACGCCGCCGCUAAAUCGGAAGCUCUGUCGUCGUUCGGGGACGAAACAGUCUACAUCGAAAAAUACAUCGAGGAACCGCACCACAUCGAAUUCCAGAUACUGGGGGACGCGCACGGGAAUAUCGUCCAUCUGUACGACCGGGAGUGUUCGGUACAGCGCCGCCACCAGAAAAUCGUGGAAGAGAGUCCGUCGCCGUUCCUGACCGACGAACUGCGACAGGAAAUGGGAAAGACCGCGGCGGCGGCGGCCCGGGCAGUCGGUUACGUCGGGGCGGGAACGAUCGAAUUUCUCGUCGAACAUCCCGUAACUGAAGAAGUGCUGGGCCUCGACCUGGUCAAAGAACAAAUCUACAUCGCCUCGGGCCGCCCGCUGCACCUGCGACAAACGGACAUCGUCCAGCGGGGGCACUCCAUCGAGUGCAGGAUUUGCGCCGAGGAUGCGGACAACGGCUUCAUGCCUUCGCCGGGACUCGUCAAACAGGUUACCGAACCCAACGGGCUCGGAAUCCGCAUCGACAGUUACAUUUACGAGGGUUACGAAAUUCCUGUCUACUACGAUCCGAUGAUCUCCAAACUGAUCGUCCGGGCGACUACGCGCGAAUACGCCGUCCAGCGUAUGCGCGCGGCACUGGACGAAUACAAAGUUACAGGCAUCAAAACCAACAUCUCUUACCUGAACGCCAUCAUGCAUACGCCCGACUUCGUCCGGGGCGGCUACGACACGGCGUUUCUCGAAAAAAACGAAAAGAUCAUACACCGCUACUUACGGGAACCUUUCCCGGCCGGAGCGGAUGACAGACUGGUCGAAGACCUGGUGCUGAUCGCCGCACAGAUCGACUAUUUGGUCAUGCAACAGGAGGCGGAGGAAGUUCACCCGCGGCGGCGGACACCGGCACGCUGA